Catharus ustulatus (Swainson's thrush) is the source of this 2360-nucleotide messenger RNA. It is a transcript of the gene CNGB3, whose product is annotated as cyclic nucleotide gated channel subunit beta 3. Gene Ontology annotation, molecular function: intracellularly cGMP-activated cation channel activity; protein-containing complex binding; intracellularly cAMP-activated cation channel activity. Gene Ontology annotation, biological process: monoatomic cation transmembrane transport. Bases 9 to 2360 code for a protein of 783 amino acids. Lineage: Eukaryota; Metazoa; Chordata; Aves; Passeriformes; Turdidae. The transcript has 18 exons. Gene Ontology annotation, cellular component: intracellular cyclic nucleotide activated cation channel complex; photoreceptor outer segment; plasma membrane. The record is from RefSeq and is a predicted model, not a curated record.
GAGGCAAGAUGUUUAGAAAACUAAAAUCAGUAUUUUCUAGACCAAAAUUAGCACCUGAGAUAGUAGAUCACAAGAACGAAGCUGCCCCUCCACCACCAAAGGCAUCAACAGGCCAGGAUGAAAAUAAAACAACAAAUGAACCACAAAAAGCAGAGUCCAGUAAUAAAGUAGAGCCUGUACCGAAGCAACAAGAUACAGAAUCAGCAAAAGCACCUGAGCCUUCAAAACCAGAAAAUUCAACUGAACCAGCUAAGACAAAUCAACAGGAAGAGCAUGAACUAAAAGAUGGGAAAGAUACUAAUGCAACACGUCCGGGUACCCAAACAAAUGAGUACACUGAGGCUCAGCUUCAGGAGAUUGUCAAAAAACUUCGUGAAAGGGCAAACGUGUAUAAGGAAAAGCUGAAUGAUCCAGUGAUAUCUUCACCUGAAGCAAGUCCUCCAGUUUGUAAGUACCUCUCACCAAAAAAGGCGCCACCCCCAAAAGAAGAAAAAAAAGAUGAAAAAAAAGAAGAAAAAAAAGACGAAAAGAAAGAGGAGGCAGAAGCAAAGCCAGAGGAGGAUCAUUACUGUGAUAUGCUGUGCUGUAAAUUCAAAAAACCUCCACUGAAAAAAUACAUGGACUAUAUGAAGCUACCAGAUACCAUUGACUCAUACACAGAUCGGCGUUACGUGGCAUGGCUCAUGCUUGUGACAAUCGCCUACAACUGGAACUGCUGGUUCAUUCCCCUGCGCUAUGUGUUCCCAUACCAAACCCCCAGUAACGCAAUAUAUUGGUUUAUCAUUGAUGCCGUGUGUGAUAUCUGCUACCUGUGCGACUUAAUCGUCUUCCAGCCCCGAGUGCGGUUUAUCCAAGGGGGAGAUAUCAUAGUAAACAGAGUGGAAACGAAGAAAUUCUACCGCAACUCUAUGAAGUUUCGGCUUGAUGUGUUAUCAGUGUUUCCAUUUGACCUUUUAUCCUUCUUCUUUGGAUUUAAUCCAGCACUUCGAGCAAACAGGAUGCUAAAGCAUAACACAUUCUUUGAGUUUAAUGAUCGUUUGGAAGCUAUUAUGGAAAAAGCAUACAUCUACAGGGUAAUUCGAACAACUGGAUACUUGUUGUUUAUCUUGCACAUUAAUGCAUGCCUGUAUUAUUGGGCUUCAGACUAUGAAGGAAUUGGCAGCACUAGAUGGGUGUAUGAUGGCGAAGGAAACAUGUACCUGAGGUGUUACUACUGGGCAGUUCGUAGUUUAAUCACCAUCGGUGGCCUUCCAGAACCACAAACACUGUUUGAGAUAAUUUUUCAACUGCUGAAUUAUUUCAUGGGUGUCUUUGUCUUCUCCAGCUUAAUUGGUCAGAUGAGAGAUGUAAUAGGAGCAGCAACAGCAGGGCAGAACUACUAUCGCUCCUGUGUGGACAACACUGUCUCCUAUAUGAACACUUAUUCCAUUCCAAGACUGGUGCAAAACCGUGUUCGAACUUGGUAUGAAUACACGUGGGACUCUCAAGGAAUGCUGGAUGAAUCAGAAUUACUGGAGCAGAUGCCAACCAAAAUGCAAUUAGCUGUUGCAAUCGAUGUGAACUUUGCCAUUGUCAACAAAGUGGAGUUAUUCAAAGGCUGUGAUACCCAGAUGAUAUAUGACAUGCUGAUAAGGUUGAAAUCCAUUGUAUAUUUACCUGGUGACUUUGUCUGCAAAAAGGGAGAGAUUGGCAGAGAGAUGUACAUCAUCAAACAGGGUGAAGUUCAAGUCCUUGGAGGCCCUGAUGGUACCAAAGUCCUGGUUACACUCAGAGCAGGAGCUGUGUUUGGGGAGAUCAGCCUACUAGCUGCUGGUGGAGGAAAUCGAAGAACUGCCAAUGUGGUGGCUCAUGGCUUUGCCAACCUUUUCAUUCUGGACAAGAAAACACUAAAUGAAAUCUUGGUGAACUAUCCUGACUCAGAAAAACUUCUCAUGAAGAAAGCAAAAGUGCUGCUGAAGCAGAAGGGGAAACCUCCUCCAGGACCACCAGUGCAACAACCACGGGGCUUGGCCAGUCUCUUUGGGCAGAAACAGGAAACUCCGAAGUUGUUUAAAGCAAUGCUUGGAGGAAAAGGAAGAGAAGGCCUUGCUAGGCUGCUGCAGCUGAAGAAACAACAAGACACUCAGGAAGCUCAAGCCGCAAAAGAGACCAAGCCUAAAGAAGAGGAGAAGAAACCAGCAGAGCCCGCAGCUCCCCCUGCACCCCCUGCUCAAACGGAAGAGCCAAAGGCAGAUGCUAAGCCUGCAGUUAUGCAGAGAACAACCAGUAAGGAGUCUCUGAUCAUUAGUAUGACACCAUCUCCCAGAGCAGGAGAAGGAGAGAUCCUUAAAGUUGAAAUUAAAGAGAAAGAAAAGAAAUAG